CGACAGGUUCGGCACCGGCUACUUUAGCCUGGAUGGGAGAGCGAGAGCGAGGGCACCUGGGAGAAGCCUCGCCCAGCGGCGAUAGAUUAGUCAGGCCUCAGAAAGAUGGCGUCCUCAGAGCAGGCAGAGCAGCCGAGCCAGCCAAGCUCUACUCCAGGAAGUGAAAAUGUGAUGCCUCGAGAGCCACUGAUCGCCACAGCGGUGAAAUUUCUACAGAAUUCCCGGGUCCGCCAGAGCCCACUUUCGACCAGGAGAGCAUUCCUUAAGAAGAAAGGGCUGACGGAUGAAGAGAUCGAUUUGGCUUUCCAGCAGUCGGGCAUGGCUGCCGACGAGCCAUCGGCCUUGGGCCCGGCCACGCAGGUGGUUCCUGUCCAGCCCCCUCACCUCGUCUCUCAGCCAUACAGCCCCGUGGGUUCCCGAUGGAGAGAUUACAGUGCCUUGGCCGUCAUCAUGGCAGGAAUCGCAUUCGGAUUUCACCAGCUCUACAAGAAAUACCUGCUCCCCCUCAUCAUGGGCGGCCGAGAGGACAGGAAGCAACUGCAGAGGAUGGAGGCGAGUCUCUCGGAGCUGAGCGGCAGCGUGGCGCAGACAGUGGCUCAGUUACAGAUGACUUUAGCCUCUGUCCAGGAGCUGCUGAUUCAGCAGCAGCAGAAGGUCCAGGAGCUCACCCACGAACUGGUCACAGCCAAGGCCACCACAUCCACCAACUGGCUCCUGGAGUCCCAGAAUAUCAACGAACUCAAGUCGGAAAUUAACUCUUUGAAAGGGCUUCUUUUAAAUCGGAGGCAGUUCCCGCCAUCCCCAUCGGCCCCGAAGGUCCCCUCCUGGCAAAUCCCAGUCAAGUCGCCGUCACCCUCCAGCCCGGCCACCGUGAACCACCACAGCAGCAGUGACAUCUCACCCGUCAGCAACGAGUCCACGUCGUCCUCGCCCGUGAAGGAGGGCCACAGCCCCGAGGGCUCCACGGCCACGUACCACCUGCUGGGCCCCCAGGAGGAGGGCGAGGGGGUGGUGGACGUCAAGGGCCAGGUGAGGAUGGAGGUGCAGGGCGAGGAGGAGAUGCGGGAGGACGAGGAGGACGAGGAGGACGAGGACGUGAGCCGCGUGGACGAGGAGGACCGCCUGGGCGUGCAGAGGGAGGACCGCCGCGGCGGGGACGGCCAGAUCACCGAGCAGAGCCCGGGGCUUCAUCCUCGGUCCCGAGUGUCUGGCGAGGGCAACACCCCGCUCCAGGAGGAGAAGGGCCUCAGGGUGCUGUGUAUCGACCCGGAGUGGAACGUGGGACAGCGGCCCUGGCCUGCAGUGUCACGGCCGGGCACGGGGACGGAGGCCACGGUCACGUCGGGGCGCCUUGUGGAGACACAGAGCAGGGGUCGUGUGGCCACGGUGCAGGCUCUGCAGCGGGUGUGA
Molecule: messenger RNA, 1410 nt
Organism: Pteropus alecto (black flying fox)
Lineage: Eukaryota; Metazoa; Chordata; Mammalia; Chiroptera; Pteropodidae
Gene: PEX14
Product: peroxisomal biogenesis factor 14
Exons: 11
Coding region: 106-1410 (434 amino acids)
Biological process (GO): protein import into peroxisome matrix, docking
Cellular component (GO): peroxisomal importomer complex; peroxisomal membrane
Molecular function (GO): signaling receptor binding
Source: RefSeq, a predicted model, not a curated record